CGGUUUCUUCGAGUUUUCGUAGGAGCAGCAACAACAAGACAGCAGCAGUAGCAGCAGUAGCAGCAGCGGCAACGGCAACCCCCUGAGCAACGAGACACACCUGUGUGCACGUCUGAAAAUAAUACACAGCAAAGAUCCACACGCAAGAGGACCUAGACACGCCGUGCCAUCCAACACAAAGAGUUAGAAACAGCAGCACGAGGACAUCCACACCCAGGUCUUCGGACAACAACACACAUCCAUCCGUACUUUCUUCUCCGCCACCAUGUCAGCCUCACAGGACUUUGUGAGAUCGAACAUCUUUGGGACGGUAUUUGAAACCACCUCGCGGUACUCUGACCUGAAUCCGAUAGGAAUGGGGGCUUUUGGCCUUGUCUGUUCCGCGAAGGACAAGUUGACAAACCAGAAUGUGGCCAUCAAGAAGGUGAUGAAGCCGUUCUCGACGCCUAUCUUGGCUAAGAGAACGUACAGAGAGUUGAAGCUCUUGAACCAUCUCAGACACGAAAACUUGAUUUCCUUGGAAGACAUCUUUCUUUCCCCACUGGAGGACAUCUACUUUGUCACAGACCUCCAAGGUACAGACCUCCACAGGCUCCUGACCUCCAGGCCUUUGGAAAAACAGUUUGUCCAGUAUUUCCUUUACCAGAUAUUGCGUGGCUUGAAAUACGUGCAUUCUGCAGGUGUCAUCCACAGAGACCUCAAGCCUUCCAACAUUCUAGUGAACGAAAACUGCGAUUUGAAGAUCUGCGAUUUUGGCUUGGCACGUGUGCAAGACCCACAGAUGACCGGAUACGUUUCCACUCGGUACUAUCGUGCACCGGAAAUUAUGCUCACCUGGCAGAAGUACGACACAGAGGUUGACAUCUGGUCCGUCGGCUGCAUAUUCGCUGAAAUGAUCGAGGGUAAGCCCCUCUUUCCCGGGAAGGACCACGUUCACCAGUUCUCCAUCAUCACAGAACUCUUGGGCUCUCCUCCUCCGGGCGUCAUCGACACGAUCUGCUCGGAAAACACGCUCAAGUUUGUGCAAUCCCUACCACAUAGAGACCCUAUACCUUUGACUGAAAGGUUCAAAGACGUUGAACCCGAAGCUGUUGACCUUUUAUCAAGAAUGUUAGUCUUCGACCCCCGCAGGAGAAUAACAGCAGCAGAGGCCUUGGCACACCCAUACCUUGCUCCUUAUCACGAUCCAACAGAUGAACCGGUGGCUGAAGAGAAGUUUGAUUGGUCCUUUAACAACGCUGAUUUGCCUGUCGAAAACUGGAAAAUCAUGAUGUAUUCCGAGAUUCUCGAUUUCCACGAGAUAGAAGGUGCUGGAGCGCUAGACAACUUUAACCUGCAGCAAUACGAGAGUCAGAUGCUAGAACAACAACAGACACAGGGUCAAAACAACAUAGCUAUGGAUCAAGCACAGGCUCAAGCGCAGGCCCAGGCCCAGGCUCAAGCGCAAGCGCAAGCACAGGCUCAGGUUCAGGCGCAAGUUCAGGCCCAGGUACAGGCGCAAGUUCAUGCCCAACAGGCACAGGGCCAAUCUCAAGUUCCAGCAGGACAAAUGUCUCAUGGCCAAAACCUCGAAUUCAAUCAAUAGAUAGAUAUAGCAGAAAACUCAACUCCCUUUCUGACAUACUUACUUAAACUUUUCAUUUUCACUAAUGCCUCCUGCUUUUCUUUUUAUAAUGUUCAGCGCUGGAUCUCUGUCGCUUUAUAUAUACACAGUGUAAUAUAAUACUCUCCUUCAGCCUG
Molecule: messenger RNA, 1740 nt
Organism: Pichia membranifaciens NRRL Y-2026
Lineage: Eukaryota; Fungi; Ascomycota; Pichiomycetes; Pichiales; Pichiaceae
Exons: 1
Coding region: 266-1585 (439 amino acids)
Biological process (GO): protein phosphorylation; osmosensory signaling pathway; stress-activated MAPK cascade
Cellular component (GO): nucleus; cytoplasm
Molecular function (GO): ATP binding; MAP kinase activity
Source: RefSeq, a predicted model, not a curated record